This is a messenger RNA of Penicillium canescens, 1575 nucleotides long. RefSeq lists its product as uncharacterized. The record is from RefSeq and is a predicted model, not a curated record. The transcript has 2 exons. Lineage: Eukaryota; Fungi; Ascomycota; Eurotiomycetes; Eurotiales; Aspergillaceae. Bases 1 to 1575 code for a protein of 524 amino acids.
AUGGGCCAGCGUCAUAAGGUCUUAGAGACUGACAACCCAACCGCAAAAUUUCUCUACACUAUCAUCAAGCAAUUAGACUUGAAAUCGGUGAGCUUCCGCCAACAUAUCGCUCUAGUAUUCAAGAACAGUUCUAAUCACCUCAAGGGGGGUGACCAGGGCAAAAGAAAGUCGAAGAAAGGCAAAACAGUGGAACCCCAGCCGGAAAAGCAAGCAGUUUCCCCGAUGGAUCUAUCUAUGAUGCCCAAGAUGGAGCCCAUGGACUCAUCUUUGCACAGCACUCCGUUUUUCAAAAGCGAGCCGAGAAUCCAAGGGUACCCAGGCAUGCAGGAGUUUGCGAAUUAUCCUCCCCAGUCAAUUUCCGACAACAGUAUACCGUCGUACCUCUACCUGCCACAAGACUUUGCAUCAAGGGGGUUCCAAUAUGCGUCGAGAAUGCCAUCUGGGCUACCAUUGGUCAGCUCGGGGACAUCUUCCAUGAACCCAUACGGAUCACCAGAUAUUUCAACCAGCUAUCCAUAUGCAUUGACAAGAGGACAAGCAGGCUUUGACACGCAGGAUUUUGGAAUGCAGCUGCCCUUAUCUAGCUUUGGUCCAACCAUCAGUUGGGAGCCCCGGCCGUCUUCUCAUGAGGUUCUUCAGAUCGUGAAACUCGAAGAAGGGCAAUCGAGUAAGGCGGGAGCCUUGGAUCUCGACGAUCAAUUUAACAAACUGCCCAUUCAACCCGCGGACCGUUCCAUGGACGACAUUAUUGAUCUUCCUGACCACCACACUCAAUAUCCCAUUCAACGCCCCGCUCAAAGCUUUACCAACCCUCAAAUCAACCCAACUGCUCACCACCAAGCUCAAAGCAUUGUUGAUCGCUACCCUGACCACGCUCAACAGCAGACCCAAAACACCACUGAUCCCCACGCUCAACAUCCCAGUCAGCGCCCCGCCCAAAACCAGAAUAAUCGUCACGUCGAUCUAUCCGCUCAACUCCUGGCUCAUCAGAUGGCUGAUCACAAUCCUCAUCUCGUUCAAGAGCAGGCCGAGGAAAUCGGUGACAAUCGGGUUGACACCCCAGAUCAACGCCAAACUCAACCUAAGGCUCAAAAUCCGGCUCCAAGUCCUGUCAAACACUCAGUUGACCGGUCCGCUCAGACACCUGAUCCGCGACCUGUUGAGAUUUCCGUUCCAAUAACCUCUCAACAGCCUCUUCUGGAGCUUGCUCAGCCUGUCCAGCAACCCGUUCAGCAGCAUAUUCAACAGACUGCUCAGACACCAGACCAGAAUUCCACCCUGAAACUAGCUCAGUACCCACUUCAACAACCCGUCCAGCAGCCCGUUCAAACACCCACUCAAGAACCUGCUCGAAAACCUGCUCAAAACCCUGCUGCUCAAGAAAUCGACGAUGGGCAAAUUGACUACCCCUUCCGGUACACAGUGCAACAGUCAGCCCAAAACGCUGUAGGCGAGCCUGUUGAUAACCUCGUUGAUUGCCGGAGCGAUGAGUCCAACUAUCAGCCAUGUCAGCUAACAGAGCAAGGACCGACAGAACAGAGGGCAGUCGUCCAACUUGAGACAACCCAAGAUUGA